Molecule: messenger RNA, 3072 nt
Organism: Peromyscus maniculatus bairdii (prairie deer mouse)
Lineage: Eukaryota; Metazoa; Chordata; Mammalia; Rodentia; Cricetidae
Gene: Slc25a15
Product: solute carrier family 25 member 15
Biological process (GO): mitochondrial L-ornithine transmembrane transport
Cellular component (GO): mitochondrion
Molecular function (GO): L-ornithine transmembrane transporter activity
Source: RefSeq, a predicted model, not a curated record
AGGCAUCCCGUGCAGGCCGGGUGACGCGCUCCGCAGCUGCAGCAGUUGUUGGCACCCCGGUGCCCGGCCGAAGGGUUUGGAUGGUGGUGGCAUGCGGCCUCCUGCCACCCAGCUGCAGCGGGAGACAGGUCUUCCCUAGCGAAAUGCAGCCUCACCCGGUUCGACCACCGAAGAAGUUAUUUUCCUCUCGGAGCCAGUAGCAGUGCUGGCGUGGUUUCGGCGACUCCUGGGGAUAUGUGGUGCACACCCUACACUCUAGAGAACUGCUUUCCACAGAACCCAGGGACACCAUGAAGUCUAAUCCUGCCAUCCAAGCUGCCAUUGACCUCACGGCAGGGGCCGCAGGGGGCACAGCAUGUGUCCUGACUGGGCAGCCCUUCGACACGAUGAAGGUGAAGAUGCAGACUUUCCCAGACCUCUACCGGGGCCUCACCGACUGCUGCCUGAAGACCUACUCCCAGGUGGGCUUCCGUGGCUUCUACAAGGGCACCAGCCCCGCACUGAUUGCCAAUAUCGCAGAGAACUCGGUGCUCUUCAUGUGUUACGGCUUCUGCCAGCAGGUGGUCCGCAAAGUGGUUGGAUUGGACAAUCAGGCAAAACUGAGUGACCUCCAGAACGCAACUGCUGGCUCCUUCGCCUCCGCCUUCGCCGCGCUGGUCCUCUGCCCCACAGAGCUUGUCAAGUGCCGGCUCCAGACCAUGUAUGAAAUGGAAUCUUCAGGAAAGAUAGCUGCGAGCCAGAACACAGUUUGGUCAGUGGUGAAAGAAAUCUUUAGGACGGACGGCCCCUUGGGCUUCUACCACGGACUCUCAAGCACUUUACUUCGGGAAGUACCAGGCUACUUCUUAUUCUUCGGUGGCUAUGAACUGAGCAGAUCCUUUUUCGCAUCAGGGAAAUCAAAAGAUGAACUAGGUCCAGUCCCACUGAUGCUAAGUGGUGGAUUUGGUGGAAUUUGCCUGUGGCUGGCUGUGUAUCCAGUGGAUUGUAUCAAAUCUAGAAUCCAAGUUCUUUCUAUGAGUGGCAAACAGACAGGACUAGUCAGAACUUUUCUGAGUAUCGUGAAGAACGAAGGAAUAACGGCCUUGUAUUCUGGACUGAAACCUACUAUGAUCCGAGCCUUCCCCGCCAACGCGGCGCUGUUUUUGGCCUAUGAGUACAGCAGGAAGUUGAUGAUGAGCCAAUUUGAAGCCUACUGAAGUGUCCUGGAUGCCAGGCAGCCUUUAGUUUAGUGACCGUUGUUAACUCAGGGUUUCACGGAGUUACAAGAACAAUGUGGGAUUAUUUGAUGAAUUGGGACAUUUGUCCUCGUCUUCCCUUCUUCUGCUCAGAGUCUUAGACUUGGUGGCUGCUGGUGGCCUUACACAGACUGCCUUCCUCCCAGGACAGAACUUCUGCGGAAGCCAGGGCUACACAUGCAAUUUAGAGGGCCCUAAGUUGAGGAAAACACGUUUGUUCCCACGUCUAGUUGUAAGUGGUGACCAAUGUCUUUGCAGAUGGUUGUAAAUGACUGCCUAACCCAUCCUAGACGUAGGGCCAAAGGCUGCUGAGCCUGUGCACUAAGGGGUUAAAGUUUUUAACUUUUGGGGUACAUUAAAGCUAAAACACCUAUCUAUAUUUUUAGAUAAACUUCUAUGCGUACUUGUGUGGCUUCUACAUUCUUGAUGAAAUUUCAGGAUGGAUAUCCUGGCUUUGUUUUUCCCAUGCUGCUCAACAGUGCCAUUCAUUUUCUAGGUGGGCUGGUUCUUUUGCACUCUGGGGUUGGUAGGAGUGGCCUGGAGUGUUAGUGCUCUGUAGGGCAGCAGAGUACCCACCAGCUUCCCUUCUGACUCAAAGAGCUUCCUCCCCUCGUGCUAGAUUCAUGAUCGACAAGCGGCUGCCCUGCCAUGCUCUCAUGAAAACUGACAGUGGCUCUUACCUGGUCUCAGCAGGAACCCAGGGUGCUCUUCUGGUCCUGGAUAUGGAACCACUCUGAACCCAGUGUCUCUCUGCCUCCACCAAUCAGAGGCCCUUAAGGGGUCGGAGACGAAGUCUGGGCUCCCUGCUAGUCACGGAGAAGGCCGAAGGAGCUCACUAAUUAGGCACCUCAGCAUAAGUAUAUCAGGGCUCACCCUCCUGAAGUUCGCCCUGGGGCCCAUAACUCCUUGAUUUGCCUCUACAUUUGGAGCUGGCGGUCUGUGAAUUUUUUUUUUUUUCCAGAGCUGAGGACCGACCCCAGGGCCUUGUGCUUGCUAGGCAAGCGCUCUACCACUGAGCUAAAAUCCCCAACCCCUGGUCUGUGUAUUUUAAUGACUGUAGGUGGUGUGUAAAUUGGGAAAGCACCGUGACAUAGUAAGAACAUUUUUAUUAAACUAGGGAAUAUGUAGCAACCAACAUCUUAUUGUCUGCUGUACGUCCAAGACCAGAGGGGCUGACAGUAGGCUUUGUUCCUCCUCUGCCUACAAAGCUGAAGGAAGUCGGCUGACCUUAUUCAUGCCCUCUUGCCACAAUGCCAGCAACACAAGGUCGGGAAAGCAUAGUGCUCCCCAAAAGGAAGGGGUACCCCUCAGCAUCCCUGGGCUGGCACUUUAGGGGAGAACCGUCUGUCUGUCUGCUUUAGUUUUCUCCCUUGUAUGGCCAGUGGCUGCUGAGUGCUGCUUCAACUCAACAGGUCUGGUUUCGAGCGCCGGAGGAUUGGUUGGUUGCCUGCGGGAAGAGGACCGGCCCAAGCCGUCGUCUCCCUUUCUGGUGCCUGAGGUCUAGUUCAUAUUGUCCCUGUUGGCUGUGUGGCUUCUCAUAGUCUGCCCCUUGAAGAUUUGUGGCCUUCUAGAGAAAUAGUGAGAAACAAGGGAAGUGAAAAAUGGAGACCUAAGCAGAAUUUUUUAUUUUUCUGUUGGUUUAAUGUGUGGGUACAAUUGAACUUGAGGCAAAGCCAGAACUUGAGAUAUUUUGUUUAAAGAAAUGAGUACUCUAUCAUUAUUAAAUAAACCUAAUGUGAGUCUGUGAUGAGUUUCAUUUAGAUACAUUACAUUUCUAUUAAGGGCCAAUAGGAAUAUUAAAGAUUUAUGGAUAAUAAACUUCUAGGUGUUGUUUGCA